This is a messenger RNA of Macrosiphum euphorbiae (potato aphid), 3090 nucleotides long. NCBI's taxonomy places the organism in Eukaryota, Metazoa, Arthropoda, Insecta, Hemiptera, Aphididae. The record is from the annotation of a GenBank genome assembly.
AUGUCAAAUAAUACACCUAAUCUACUAUCCAGUAGAGACAAUUUCAAUAAUUUUUAUUCUGAAUUUGAUCUAAAGGAAAAAAUUGGCGAAGGCUCAUUUUCUGAUAUAUGGUUAUGUGUGCAACGAAACAACCGACGAGAAUAUGCGGCAAAAGUAUUGAAAAAAGAUUAUGGACAUACAGUAGACGCUGGUACAUGGAACGCUAUAUCCGAAGUUAAUGUAUCGAACUCGGUGGGAAAACAUCCGUUCUUACUUUUGCUAAAAAGCGCAUACCACGAUAAAGAAAGAAGACAAAUUAUUAUAGUAACAGAAUUAAUGAAAAAAUCACUUAAAGAUAUUAUAAAAACCGGAGAAUGUCCACUAUCGGAAUAUAGAAUUAAAACUUAUAUGUAUCAAAUGUUAGAAGGCUUAAGGUAUUUGCACGAGAAUGGCUUUAUCCACAGGGAUAUCAAGCCAGAAAAUAUUUUGCUCACUUCGAGGGACAAGAUUUUAAAGAUUGGUGAUUUUGGAAUCACAUGUCAAGCCAUUCCCAUUUAUGGCCAUCAGUACGAACAAUACGUUGCAACUAGAUGGUACCGCUCACCUGAAUGCUUGUUAACAAAAGGUUGGUACAAUUCAAAGAUGGAUAUUUGGGCAACGGGAUGUGUACUUUAUGAAAUAGCUACUGGUCAUCCGUUGUUCGAUGGUCGAGACGAAAAUGACCAAAUUGAAAAGAUUGACCGGGUAUUAGGCUCUCCAGACCAAAGAUUAAUUGAUAAAUUUAAAAAAUAUAAAUCUGAUGUGUUCGUUGCACGAUACGAAACUAAUAAACGAAAUGACAGAAUCACUGGAGUUGGACUGAAUUCAGUGUACCAACCAUACCACCCGGCAUAUGAGUUAAUCAUAGAUAUGAUAGUUUAUGAUCCAUCCAAGAGGUAUUCGGCGAAUAGAUUACUACGAAAAUCAUACUUUUAUGAGAUGAAAUAUACGGAGUAUCAAUAUAAAAUGAGAGAUUUUGAAAAAUCGCUGAGAAAUAAAUCAAUAAUCAACUUAUCCAAGAGAGAGCAAAAAUCGAACACAACAAUAAACAGUCAGUCUUCAAUAAUUAAAAAGCAAGGUCCCGGUGGAGAUCUUAUGCAAAAUGUGCAGACACGUUCGGUAAAUGCUGAAAAAUCUAAUAGAUUAUCUGUAGACAUAAGUCAGAAAAUUGAACAACCUAAAUUGGAUAAAAGGAAGUCAAAUUUGCAUAAAACAUCAUGUUUAAAGACCAAUAUAAAAAAAUCUAUAAUCAUCCCAGAACCUGAAAAUAUCCUUCAUGGAAAUCAAAAACAAAAUACACAUUAUGUCAUAUGUUCAAAGGACAAUACAAACGAUAUUUUUCCGUCAAAACAAAUGUUGACGGAAUCAGUAUCGACGUUAAACAAAGGCUCCGUUAUAAAAAAAACCGUAACCCGUAUUUGCUCGGUUAUCUAUACCAUAAUACUGCUUAUCUAUACCACAUGUCAAGCCAUUCCUAUUUAUGGAUAUCAGUACAUACAAUUUGUGGAAAAUAGAUGGUACCGCUCACCCAAAUGCUUGUUAACAAAAGGUUGGUACGAUUUAAAGAUGGAUAUUUGGGCAACGGGACGUUUCCUUAAGGAAAUAGCUACCGGUUAUCCGUUGUUCAAUGGUCGAGACGAAAAUGAUCAAAUUGAAAAGAUUGCCCGGGUAUUAGGCUCUCCAGACCAAAAAUUAAUUGAUAAAUUUAAAUGUUAUAAAUGUGAUGUGUUCGUUGCACGAUUCAAAAAUAAUAAACGAAAUGACAGAAUCAAAGGAGUUGGAGUGCAUUCAGUGUACCAACCAUACCACCCGGCAUAUGAGUUAAUCAUAGAUAUGAUAGUUUAUGAUCCAUCCAAGAUUUAUUCGGUGAAUCAAUUACUACGAAAGGCAUUCUUUUAUGAGAUGAAAUAUACGGUGUAUGAAUAUAAAACGAGAGAUUCUGAAAAAUUGCUGAGAAUUACAAAUAAUAUAAUAUGUUCAAAGGACAAUACUACAAAAGAUAUUUCUCGGUCAAAACAUAUGUUGAUGGAAUCAGUAUCAACGUUAAACAAAGGUUCCGUAAUAAAAAACACCGUAACCCGUAUUUGCUCGCUUAUCUUUACCAUACUGCUUAUAUAUACCACAUGUCAAGCCAUUCCCAUUUAUGACCAUCGAUACGAACAAUACGUGGCAACUAGAUGGUACCGCUCACCUGAAUGCUUGUUAACAAAAGGUUGGUACAAUUCAAAGAUGGAUAUUUGGGCAACGGGAUGUGUACUUUAUGAAAUAGCUACUGGUCAUCCGUUGUUCGAUGGUCGAGACGAAAAUGACCAAAUUGAAAAGAUUGACCGGGUAUUAGGCUCUCCAGACCAAAGAUUAAUUGAUAAAUUUAAAAAAUAUAAAUCUGAUGUGUUCGUUGCACGAUACGAAACUAAUAAACGAAAUGACAGAAUCACUGGAGUUGGACUGAAUUCAGUGUACCAACCAUACCACCCGGCAUAUGAGUUAAUCAUAGAUAUGAUAGUUUAUGAUCCAUCCAAGAGGUAUUCGGCGAAUAGAUUACUACGAAAGUCAUACUUUUAUGUGAUGAAAUAUACGGAGUAUCAAUAUAAAAUGAGAGAUUUUGAAAAAUCGCUGAGAAAUAAAUCAAUAAUUAACUUAUCCAAGAGAGAGCAAAAAUCGAACACAACAAUAAACUGGCAGUCUUCAAUAAUUAAAAAGCAAGGUCCCGGUGGAGAUCGUAUACAAAAUGUGCAGACACGUUCGGUAAAUGCUGAAAAAUCUAAUAGAUUAUCUGUAGACAUAAGUCAGAAAAUUGAACAACCUAAAUUGGAUAAAAGGAAGUCAAAUUUGCAUAAAAUAUCAUGUUCAAAGACCAAUAUAAAAAAAUCUCUGAUCAUCCCAGAACCUGAAAAUAUCCUACAUGGAAAUCGAAAACAAAAUACACAUUAUAUCAUAUGUUUAAAGGACAAUACUACUAAAGAUAUUUCUCCGUCUAAACAAAUGCUGACGGAAUCAGUAUCGACUUUAAACAAAGGCUCAGUAAUAAAAAAUAUCAGAAAUAAAUUUGUUAACCUUCAGACGUUCAAAUGA